Peronospora matthiolae is the source of this 546-nucleotide messenger RNA. The record is from the annotation of a GenBank genome assembly. Lineage: Eukaryota; Oomycota; Peronosporomycetes; Peronosporales; Peronosporaceae.
AUGGACACCACUGACCUCAGCGCUAAGCGUCCUCGGACUGUCCAGCACCCAUCUAUGGAGGAGGCCGUCGCCUUCUGGGUCUUGCAGUGUCAGCACCGUGGGGUCGCUCUCACCGGAGAUCUCAUACGGGCCAAGGCUCAGACCUUUGCGGGAUCAAUGGGCGUCUCGGAGGAAAACAUCAACUUUUCGCAUGGGUGGCUCCACAAAUUCCAGCAACGCCACAAACUGCGAGCUGUCCGCAUUCAUGGCGAGAGUGGCUCAGCAGAUAUGGGCGCUCUAGAGGAGGCUCUUCCACCCUCAAGGCCGUGGUUGCUGGUUAUGCGCCACGUGACGUGUACAACAUGGACGAAACUGGUAGGUUUGUUCUAUAGUAUGACGCCCGACAAAACGAUCGCCCAGCAAGAGGUCGAAGGGUUUAAAAAAGACAAGACGCGCAUCACAGUUGCUCUUACGGCAAACGCUGAUGGAUCCGACAAACUCCGCCGUUCUUCAUUGGACACGCCAAAAAGCCGCGGUGUUUUGAGCGCAAGACAGCUGAGCGACUGA